UCACUUGUUGGUUAGUCGUCAGAUAGUUAUAAUGGAAACAAUCUGGUUCUACUUGCUGCUCGUGUUUUUCCUAGGCAAAAGCAAAGGACUAUCAGAUGUUGCAGAAGAAACUUACGCUCAAGCAUUGGACUUUCAGAAUCCGUACACCCAAUGCCCUAUAGAUCCCAGUGCUCAUGGUAUUUAUACCAUUCAGGUAGGAAACCUCGAACCCUUUGAAGUUUCCUGCGAUGCAAAGAUCGCUGGACCCGGCUGGACUGUGAUCGCCCGUCGUACAAGCGAGGAGCUGCUCUUCUACCGUAACUGGGAUUCGUUCAAGAGGGGAUUCGGGGACAUCACAGGCGACUUUUUCAUAGGAUUGGAUAAGCUGCACGCCAUAACGAAAGCCCAGAACCAAGAGCUAUACAUAUACCUAGAGGAUUUUGAGGGAAACUCCCGAUUCGCCCAAUACGAUGAGUUCUACAUCGAGAGUGAAAAUCAAGCAUAUCGAAUGGCCAAGCUGGGACGCUUCAUAGGAGACGCUGGUGAUUCGCUGAUCAGUCAUAAGAACCAAAAAUUUACCACAUACGACAGGGACAAUGACGUUAAAGCGAAUCUUAACUGCGCUGUGGAAUACAUGGGUGCCUGGUGGCACAAAGAUUGUCACCAGAGCAACCUUUUCGGGAUGUACCUGAAAGGCAGCGUGGACAUAUAUGCAAAGGGAAUGUGCUGGAAAGGUUGGCGCGGGUAUUACUACUCAUAUAAAGUAAUGCAAAUGAUGGUCCGUCCAAAGUGAUUUAAAUAAAGAUGUUACUCUCUGUA
This is a messenger RNA of Drosophila guanche, 798 nucleotides long. RefSeq names its product ficolin-1-like. The transcript has 2 exons. The coding region runs from base 32 to 772 and encodes 246 amino acids. The record is from RefSeq and is a predicted model, not a curated record. Lineage: Eukaryota; Metazoa; Arthropoda; Insecta; Diptera; Drosophilidae.